AUGAAGAUCUCUCUCCUUCACCCAUCAAAAUUCAUGUCAUUACUCUCCUUCUUCUUCAUUUUCUUACUCAUCAAAACCCUAAAUGCACAACCAACGUAUCUCCUCAGCUACUGCUACAAAUCCGGCAACUACACGGCGAACAGCCCGUACAAAUCCAAUCUAAAUUCUCUCAUGUCCGUUCUUCGUUCUCAAUCAUCCAACAAAGGUUUCUACAGCUAUGCAUCUGGUUCUUCUCAGACCACAACGGUCUAUGGCAUUUAUCUAUGUCGCGGAGACACCUCAUCCUUAACAUGUGAAACAUGCAUCUCAAGAGCUUCCAAAAACGUUCUUAUUGGAUGCCCUGUCCAAAAAGAAGCUAUCAUAUGGUAUGAAGAAUGUUUCGUUAGAUACUCCAACAGUCAGAUUUUCUCCAUUUUUGAUUAUGGACCGUUCGUUACAUGGACGACCUACAAUACCAUGCAGUAUCCAUCUUAUUUCAUUGAUACAGUGGAAUAUCGUAUGGACCGGCUGAUACAAGAAGCCUACUCGAGCUCUUCGUAUUUCGCGGAAGAGACAUAUCAUGUGAGUUUUCUUGGAGAGGUUUAUGAUCUGCACGGAUUGGUACAGUGCACGCCCGCUCUAAAUCAGUACGAUUGCUACAGAUGCUUGAAAUGGGCUUAUAAUGAGACUGAGGAUUGUUGUUAUGGAAAACGUUUUGGCUUGGUUUACUCUACCGAUUGUAUGUUGACGUAUAAAGCCAAUUUAUUGGCGUCACCACCGCCUCCUCCUUCUCCUCCUCCACCUCCGCCACCGCCAUUGAGUCCCUCCAGCAGGAAUGAUAGUCCCGAUUCCGACGAUUCAUUUUCGUUUAAAUUAAAAGGUGAUAACUAA
Messenger RNA from Thlaspi arvense, 870 nucleotides. The record is from the annotation of a GenBank genome assembly. NCBI's taxonomy places the organism in Eukaryota, Viridiplantae, Streptophyta, Magnoliopsida, Brassicales, Brassicaceae.